Molecule: messenger RNA, 3408 nt
Organism: Tachyglossus aculeatus (Australian echidna)
Lineage: Eukaryota; Metazoa; Chordata; Mammalia; Monotremata; Tachyglossidae
Gene: POSTN
Product: periostin
Exons: 24
Coding region: 1-2604 (867 amino acids)
Molecular function (GO): protein binding
Source: RefSeq, a predicted model, not a curated record
AUGAAGAUCCUUGUUUUAUCCUUAUUUGCCACGUUUUUGCUGUCUGCUUUUGAGCUUGCAGACGCUACUGCUCAUUAUGACAAGAUCUUGUCUCACAGUCGCAUAAGGGGACGGGAACAGGGUCCCAACGUCUGUGCCCUGCAACAGAUUCUGGGGACCAAAAAGAAAUACUUCAGUACUUGCAGAAACUGGUAUCAAGGAGCCAUCUGUGGGAAGAAAACGACUGUGUUAUAUGAAUGCUGCCCAGGUUACAUGAGGAUGGAAGGAAUGAAAGGCUGCCCAGCAGUUGCUCCAAUUGACCACGUUUAUGGGACUCUGGGCAUUGUGGGAGCCACCACAACACAAGGAUAUUCUGAUGUUUCCAAGCUGAGAGAAGAGAUUGAAGGAAAGGGUUCCUACACUUACUUUGCCCCAAGCAAUGAAGCUUGGGACAACUUGGAUUCGGACAUUCGAAAGGGUUUGGAAAGCAACGUGAAUGUUGAACUGUUAAAUGCGCUGCACAGCCAUAUGGUCAACAAGCGGAUGCUGACCAAGGAUCUGAAAAAUGGCAUGAUCGUUCCAUCUAUGUACAACAACCUGGGACUGUUUAUCAACCACUAUCCCAAUGGAGUGGUUACUGUUAACUGUGCCCGUGUGAUCCAUGGUAACCAGAUUGCAACCAAUGGGGUCGUUCAUGUGAUCGAUCGGGUCCUGACGCAAAUUGGCACCUCAAUUCAAGAUUUUCUGGAGGCGGAGGAUGACCUGUCAUCUUUUCGGGCUGCUGCCAUCACAUCUGACACCUUGGAAGCCCUUGGAAGAGAUGGGCAUUUCACACUGUUUGCACCGACAAAUGAAGCCUUUGAAAAGCUUCCCCGUGGAGUGCUCGAAAGAAUCAUGGGUGACAAGGUGGCUUCUGAAGCUCUCAUGAAAUAUCACAUUUUGAACACGCUCCAGUGCUCCGAGGCCAUUAUGGGUGGUGCCGUCUUUGAGACUCUGGAAGGGACAACUGUUGAGUUAGGCUGUGAUGGGGACAGCUUGACUGUCAACGGGGUGAAAAUGGUAAAUCGCAAGGAUAUUGUCACCAACAAUGGUGUCAUCCACUUGAUAGACCAGGUGUUGGUUCCCGAUUCUGCCAAACAAGUCAUUGAGCUGGCUGGGAACCAACAAACCACCUUCACGGAUUUGGUAGCUCAGCUCGGCUUGGCUUCUUCUCUAAAGCCAGAGGGAGAAUACACUCUGCUUGCUCCCGUGAAUAACGCUUUUACUGAAGACACCCUGAGAAUGGAUGAACGCCUGCUUAAAUUGAUUCUGCAGAACCACAUCCUGAAGGUGAAAGUUGGUCUCAAUGAGCUUUACAAUGGGCAGCACUUAGAGACCCUGGGAGGCAAAACGCUCAGAGUCUUCGUCUACCGUACGGCUGUUUGCAUUGAAAAUUCAUGCAUGGUGAGAGGGAGUAAACAGGGACGAAAUGGUGCUAUUCACAUCUUCAGGGAAAUCAUCAAACCAGCAGAGAAAUCUUUGCAUGAAACACUGAAACUGGAUAAGCGUUUCAGCAUCUUCCUCAGCCUACUUGAAGCUGCGGACCUGAAAGAUCUCCUGAGCCAGCCUGGAGACUGGACGUUGUUUGUGCCCACUAACGAAGCCUUUAAGGGGCUGACAAACGAAGAGAAGGAGAUCCUCAUCAGGGACAAAAUUGCUCUCCAGAACAUCAUCCUUUAUCAUCUGACUCCAGGAGUAUUCAUUGGGAAGGGUUUUGAGCCUGGUGUCACCAACGUCCUCAAGACCACCCAAGGCAGCAAAAUCUAUGUCAAAGGUGUUAAUGACACCCUUCUGAUAAAUGAAUUGAAAACUAAGGAAUCGGACAUCAUGACCACAAAUGGUGUCAUUCAUGUUGUAGAUAAACUUCUAUACCCGGCAGACACCCCUGUCGGAAAUAAUCGGCUGCUUGAAAUCCUCAAUAAACUGAUCAAAUACAUUCAAAUUAAGUUUGUGCAAGGCAGCAACUUCAAAGAAAUUCCCCUGACUGUUUACACCACUAAAAUUAUUGCCAAAGUUGUGGAACCAAAAAUUAAAGUGAUUGAAGGCAGUCUUCAGCCUAUUAUCAAAAAUGAAGGGCCUGCGCUUACUAAGGUCACUGUCGUUGAAGGGGAGCCAGAAUUCAGUUUGGUUAACGAAGGUGAGAGGAUAACUCAAGUGAUUCAUGGAGAGCCAAUUGUAAAAAAAUACACUAAAAUAAUCGGUGGACGACCCGUGGGAAUAACUGAAACAGAAGUGACAGAAGAGAGAAUCAUUAAAGGUCCCGAAAUAAAGUACACCAGAAUUACUGCUGCUGGAACAGCAGAAACCGAAGAAGCCAUUCAAAAGUUGCUGGAAGAAGAGGUCACCAAGGUCACCAAAUUCAUUGAAGGUGGUGAUACUCAUGUGUUUGAAGAUGAAGAAAUCAAAAGAUUCCUGCAGGGAGCUGGAACUGAGUACACCAAGGUUACUAAAGUAAUUGAGGGAGAACCACAGAUUGUCGAGAGAGAAAUCAAGAAAAUCCUUCUGGAAGACCAACCGGUAAAGAAAGUACAAGCCAACAAAAGGAUACCAGGUUCAAGGAGAAGAACAAGGCUAGUCCGCCACUAAGGGUGCACCACAAGACGGACCUCACUCAGCUAUAAAUCGACAGCCUAAUCAAUCAUCGAGAGGAAAAGAAGUUGCAAAAGCAGCUGUGCUUUUGGAACCUAUUAUAAACUGAACCAUGAGCCCACAAACAAUAAGCAGGGAAUCAUUCAGAAUGUAAAUUUUAUUAUUCCUUGUAAAUGAGAAAUAUAAAUGAAAUUAGAUUUUUUUUUAAGAAGUAGAUGGACAAGCUGAUGUUGGGAUGGAUAGUGACAGGAGAAAAUGAGCUGUAGAAACACUUGGCGCUUCUGAUUCAACCACGGCCUUUUCCUCAAGGCCUUAUCAUAAUUCCAUGCCAUUUCCAUUAUGCUGUGUAAAUUCUUCAGUAGAGUGCCAUCACCUUGCUCUCUCGGUUUCUGACACUACAGAACCUAGUUAACCCCAGCAAGAGAUUUUCCUCAAGUUCACCAGUGAUCUUGAAAUGAUUUCAGACUUCAGUCACAGUGCCAGUUGACAUGUAGCUUCUAAACCAUAGAUAAAUCUCACAACCCAGAUGGGUGCUCCUUUCUGGGAAGUUGGAGCCUUGGAUUAUACCCAAGGGAUACCUAAAAUGCAUGCAAGCAGUUAUCUCUGCAUGGAAGAUAAAAGUUACCAAAAUGGGUGCUCGGUAUUAAAGCUUUUCUAUUAAAAAAAAAAUAAUGCUUUGCUCAUUUCUGGUACUAAUGAGGGUUUGUUUGUAAAUUAUGUCAUUUUUAGACCUCGGAUUUUGUACUCAUGAAAUGUUGGUCACUUGCUUCUUGCAAUUUUUUUUUUUUUAAAAUAUCUCAA